AUGGGGCGUCUCACCGAGUACCAGGUCAUCGGGCGUCAUCUGCCCACCGAGGCCAACCCCACGCCCAAGCUGUACCGCAUGCGCAUCUUCGCGCCUAACACCGUCGUCGCCAAGUCGCGGUUCUGGUACUUCCUGACCCAGCUCCGUAAGGUCAAGAAGGCCAACGGUGAGAUCGUCAGCCUCAACGUGAUCAACGAGAAGCGCCCCCUCAAGGUCAAGAACUUCGGUAUCUGGCUUCGUUAUGACUCUCGCUCCGGCACCCACAACAUGUACAAGGAGUUCCGUGAGAUGAGCCGAACCGAUGCUGUCGAGUCUCUCUACCAGGACAUGGCUGCCCGUCACCGUGCCCGCUUCGGUUCCAUCCACAUCCUCAAGGUUGUUGAGAUCGAUAACGCCGACUCCAUCCGCCGCCCCUACAUCAAGCAGCUCCUCCAGAAGGACCUCAAGUUCCCUCUUCCCCACCGCUCCGCCAGCGGCAACAAGAAGAUCUUCUCUUACUCUCGUCCUUCUACUUUCGCCUAG
Aspergillus puulaauensis is the source of this 522-nucleotide messenger RNA. It is a transcript of the gene RPL20, whose product is annotated as 60S ribosomal protein eL20. Bases 1 to 522 code for a protein of 173 amino acids. NCBI's taxonomy places the organism in Eukaryota, Fungi, Ascomycota, Eurotiomycetes, Eurotiales, Aspergillaceae. The record is from RefSeq and is a predicted model, not a curated record. Gene Ontology annotation, biological process: translation. The transcript has 4 exons. Gene Ontology annotation, cellular component: ribosome; cytosolic large ribosomal subunit. Gene Ontology annotation, molecular function: structural constituent of ribosome.